CAGUGAGUGAGAAGCGAGUGACAUGGCUAAGUAGCCUUGUCUAAAGUUCUCGACCGCAACGUUUCAUCCACUGUGACCGCUCUUUGUGCCCUUGCCAGUCACGACGCUCUUAAUUGUUAUUCCAUUGUCACCAACGCCGAUUCCACUACCAAGCCUCGCUGUCGGUAACGCGGGGGUAUUUUGCCUGAUCAUUUCUUGUGUCUGCAGGGAAAAGCCAUAGUCUCGAACAACGUCAAACAAACCCAACACAGUCACUCUAAGCGCACCAACCCACCGUGAUCAAUCAUGGCUCCGAGAGGAAGGGGAGGCAAAUUCUCCAAACCAUCUCGAGGAGGCGGCAAGCACUUUUCCCGCGACCUGCAACCUCUUGACAGCGAUGGGAACCCGCUAGGCAUGUGGCGCGACCCUGCGGAAGCGAAGGAGUCAUCGGAGGAAGAAACCUCGUCUGAAGAAGAAGAGAGCUCGGAAGAAGAAUCUUCAGAUGACGGCCGCCCUGCAGCAGGUGGCUCGGCGGCGGCGGCGAGCAGCGAGAUGACGCGCGAACAACGUCGUGAGGCUGCCCGACUGCGCAAACAGGCGGCGAUUGCACGCAAGAACCAAAAGACCGCCGCACCGGGAGACAUGCCGACGUCCGAGUCUGAGUCGGACGAAGAAGACGACAAAGACAUGCCGGCCAACCCGAACCACACGUCAAAAGCCCGGACGCAGGCGCGAGCCGCCACGGGUCCCAGCGGCGAAACCACAAAGAAAGACACGGAGAACCUGAGCCGUCGUGAACGCGAGGCCCUGGCUGCUCAGCAGGCCAAGGAACGGUACCAGAAACUCCAUGCCGAGGGCAAGACGGACGAGGCUCGCGCCGAUCUCGCCCGCUUGAAACUGAUCAAGGAACAGCGCGAGGCUGCUGCCGCGCGGAAACAGGCCGAAAAGGAAGAGAAAGAGGCCCGUGAGAAGGAGAGGAGAGAGCGUGAGGCCAAACAGCGAGAGGCCGCCCUGGGCACUGGCCCGGCGAAGAAGGGUGCCAAGGGCAAGAAAUGAUCAUACAUAUCCCCGCCACCCAUCCAGGAUGCCGCAUGCUUUUAAAAAUUCGGGAUCAGGGAAAAUGGACAGACGUUGCCAGCAAGUCCUCCGGCCUAUGUAUACACUGUGUAUGGCUGCUCUGGAGACGACCGCCCCUGGGCAGUGACGAUUCAGGGGGAUGCAUGGCAAUACGACCUUGGGGUAGGACAUGGCGUGGCGUGGCAUGGCAACCCCCAUGGCCAGUGUAUGCUGGCAACUGAGGCAUCCUAUCUCGCGGUUUCUGGACUUUAUGCAUGAGCCUGCAUUGGUCUGGAGUGGAGAGUCUUGAUUGACCAAGGUAGUCCACCUAUUUUGAUCCUAUUACACUCAGCCCAGUUCUUACGAGUCAUUUGGGCCUACCCACCAAACCCUCUGAUCCUGAUUGCUCGAUAUGCAAUUGUUACACAUGCGUUUUGACGUCGUUGCAGUACCCUUGCCGCCUUGUGUUGUUUUAUUUAUACUCCUCCCCUUACCCGAGUGUGUCAAGGGAAACUUGUCGAAUAACCGCCUUUCUCAUACGUCCUGUAUCUACUCUUGUUGGCCGUGUGGUACUGACUUAAGAUUACUGCACACAGAGUCAAAAGACACGAUCCUUGAGCCCCAAUCUAGCGCCCUCAUUUCCUGCCGCUUGGGAUAUUAUGUUUUGAGCUCAAAGAAAAUACAUGUUCGCUGCCAUGAAUCGUCCAUCUAUUGAUCGUCUCGUCGCUCAUUAUGCAUUGCCAUUGCUGUCCACUCCAUCCCAUCCAUCCAUGCCAGUCUUGUUCAGUCAUUCGUUCGUUGUAUCCGAUCAUCCAUUCAUCCCAUAUCAUUAGAAGUCGCAAGAGCUCCUGUCUUUAGAACGAUGUCUACUCAU
Exophiala dermatitidis NIH/UT8656 is the source of this 1909-nucleotide messenger RNA. RefSeq lists its product as uncharacterized. Gene Ontology annotation, cellular component: cytosol. Gene Ontology annotation, molecular function: RNA binding. Lineage: Eukaryota; Fungi; Ascomycota; Eurotiomycetes; Chaetothyriales; Herpotrichiellaceae. The transcript is spliced from 2 exons. The record is from RefSeq and is a predicted model, not a curated record. Bases 286 to 1035 code for a protein of 249 amino acids.